Messenger RNA from Fusarium coffeatum, 918 nucleotides. RefSeq lists its product as uncharacterized. NCBI's taxonomy places the organism in Eukaryota, Fungi, Ascomycota, Sordariomycetes, Hypocreales, Nectriaceae. Gene Ontology annotation, biological process: transmembrane transport. The record is from RefSeq and is a predicted model, not a curated record. The transcript has 3 exons. The coding region runs from base 1 to 918 and encodes 305 amino acids. Gene Ontology annotation, molecular function: transmembrane transporter activity.
AUGCCUACUCAAGAGGCUCGCGAAACUAUCCAGGAUGAGCUUCACAUCGAAGUCCUCCCUGGAACGGAGAUCAUGACAGAUAUUGGCAAAGAACAUUACGUUCGAGCCAAAGAGUCCGAUCAAGUCCUCGUUCCCCAACCAUCUCAAGAUCCUCACGACCCCCUCAACUGGUCGCCCUUUUGGAAGUUCUCUGCCAUCUUUUGCGUUUCGACCAUGACGUUUACGCAGGGCUUUGCGCCGCUUGCUCUUGCGCCGAUGUUUCCUGACUUGAUUCGUGCUUAUGAUAGUACACUGGAGGAUGUCAUCCAGUUUACGGGCGUUACUAUCCUAAUUCUGGGAUUCAGCAACUUCUUCUGCCUCAACGGGAUAGGAGCCGGCCCCUCAGAGAUUCUCCAACCCGCAGUCAUCGCCGAUAUCUUCUUCCUCCACGAUCGGGGAACAUGGAAUGCGCUAUACUGGGUUGUCUACAUGGGGUCACUGAUGAUCGCACCAAUCAUCGCUGGUCCCAUGGCAGACCGCACUGGAUGGAAGAACUUCUGGUGGCUCAACGUUGCUGUUACUGCACUGUCAAUCAUACUUGGAAUAUUUGGCUUUCCUGAGACGAAGUGGACGCGAAUCGACUCCAUCGAAGCUCAGGGUGGCGUCAAUGGGAUCGAUCAUUCAACUCGGGACAAGCCGUCGCACUAUCAGGCCGAUGCUGAGAAGGCUGUCGGGACACCUCAAGCUCAAGGUGAAUUCGCCACGGACGCGCAUUUGAAUAGAGGAACACCAUCAAAGUUACAGUGGCAACUCUUCCAACCCAACUCAGCACCUCUCAAAAGCAUGAUUCUCGAUAUUUGGACCCCGUGGAAACUCUUCAUCUUUCAAUCGUACUCUUUGCUUCCUUCGUGGUCAGCUGGAGUUGCAGUAACUUCCUAA